Solanum dulcamara is the source of this 1417-nucleotide messenger RNA. RefSeq lists its product as uncharacterized. Bases 1 to 1170 code for a protein of 389 amino acids. Lineage: Eukaryota; Viridiplantae; Streptophyta; Magnoliopsida; Solanales; Solanaceae. Gene Ontology annotation, molecular function: nucleic acid binding; zinc ion binding. The transcript has 3 exons. The record is from RefSeq and is a predicted model, not a curated record.
AUGGAAGCCGCUCGUGAGGGGGAAAAUAACUCUAAUGCCCAACCUCACCUACAAGAAGGGGUUGGAGAACAUUUUUCUGAUCCUAAUCCUCUUAGCACAAGUGGAUCUGAAGCGGGAAAUAAUCGGGGGACAAGAGUUGAGCCACACCCCCAAAUGAGUCAUGGUGCUCCUGCUGCUGAUCCUCCUUUUCAACAAAUGGCUGAUUUCUUUCAUCACAUGGCUAGAAGAAUUCCUGACCCUGAUGAAAUGAACUAUGAGAAAAUGAGAAAAAUGGGGGGAGUUGAGUUUGAAGGAACUGUUGACCCUACCGAUGUCGAUGUACCAAAUGCCAGGGCAAAACCUCCUGUUCUUACUUGGGAUGAUUUUAUGAAGGAAUUUCAUAAGAAGUAUGUCCCACCUGCUUAUCACGAUGCAAAGAAAAAAGAGUUCUUAAAUUUAGAGCAAGGGAGCAUGUCUAUCGCUGAAUAUCAGCAGCAAUUUCUCAGGCUGUCCCGCUAUGCUGGGGGUAUUAUUAAUGAUGAAAAAGAUAAGUGCAGGCGGUUCGAAGACGGUUUAAAUGAUUCUAUCAAAAAAUCUGUAGCGGUCCUACAACAUGAAAAUUUUUGUAAAUUAGUUUCAGCUGCUCUUACUUGGGAAAGGAUCGACAAGGAACAAACUGGUAGAAAUGAACACAAGUUCAGGAAAGCUUAUGCAGAUUCAGGAGGUCCAUCAAAAAGAGGGAAAUUUGACAGUUCCACAGCUAAUACUUUUCGCAAGAUAGCCCAACAUAAGCAGAAUAGAUCAAAUUACUCUACUGCCAGCACUCCAAACUAUGGUCAAGGCAAGACUCGUAUACCCACUUGUGCACAAUGUGGGAAAAAUCACUUUGGUACUUGUAGAAGAGCUUCUGGUGCUUGUUUUAAUUGUGGGAGCUUCGAUCAUAAAGUGAGGGAUUGUCCUAAUCCUAAUCCCAUUUCUUCUCCGCAUACGGAAGUCUCUGUUCAGAAACCUAUUACCACUCAAUCUCAAGGGAAUAGAGGUGCAAGAUCUAGAAACACACAAGCAACAGGUGCAGGUGGAUCCAAUCAAGCGAGUGGAUCAAGAGCUACAGCACGAGCUUAUGCGAUGAGACAGAGAGAUGAACAAGAUGGAGCAGAUGUGGUUGUUGGUGAUAUGCAAGGCGGGAUAUGAAGAUGGUCAUGUGGAGUAGACUUUUUGGGAGCUCUUUUGAAGAUCACAUAUGCAUAUACAUCUAGUUUUUGUAUAUUAUUUUGGGGACUUGUACAUGAUACAUGUGUGACACUUAUGUACGAAAUUUUUAAAGGCUUGUAACUUAAACCAUGUGACUAAUUUUGUUAUUUUAGAGUGUGCUUUUAACUCAAGUAAUGCAAUAUACUAGGUCAUAUUUUGACUUGUCAUUAUGCACGAAGGAAUAUAA